Messenger RNA from Megalobrama amblycephala (Wuchang bream), 1446 nucleotides. RefSeq names its product protachykinin-1. The transcript has 6 exons. NCBI's taxonomy places the organism in Eukaryota, Metazoa, Chordata, Actinopteri, Cypriniformes, Xenocyprididae. The record is from RefSeq and is a predicted model, not a curated record. The coding region runs from base 941 to 1348 and encodes 135 amino acids.
CCCAGCCAAGGUGAGGAAACUCAUUACUUUCCAUAAAAGGUAAGUAAAGCAAUUAGUUACUUUUUUAGGGAGUAAUGCAAUAUUGUAAUGCAUUACUUUUAAAAGUUACUCAACACUGAUAAAUACUAAUGAAUUCAUUAUUUGGUUAUAUUUUUAUACAUCCAUGAUUCUAUAAUCUACCAAUUUUCCAUAAAAAUAGGGACCUAAUAUUAGCUGGGGGCUAGUAGGGACCUAAAACAGGGACAUAAAAAAUAGCCGGGGGCUCGUCCGGGAUAUUGCCAAAAAACACGGGACUGAGAAAUCAUCCUCCAUCACAGGUAAGUUGUUUUUAAUGAUUUCCUGUGGUGGUAGGAAUGAUUGAUCUCAUAAUAGGUAGUGUUAUCCUUGGAUGGAGCUCUGAGAGAGUUAGUGCAGGAAGAUUUGUCUGUAAGGGUACUGUUUAAACACACAGCUACCUGACAAAUACUUUGGUUAUCCCUAAUAAUAAUAAUAAGGACCAAAUAAUGGAUUAAAUAACUUAAAAAAUAAAUAAUUCUUUCAUGAAUUAUUUUGCAUUUUCGUUAACGUGUGAUGGGUCGAUUAAUCCUGGAUCAAAAAAUGAAGUCAUUGAUCACUUAAAUCAAGUGGUACUUUAUUUUAUUUUAUUUUGUUUAUCUUUUAAGUGGUAUUCAUUAUAUGAAUUCAUUAUGACAGAGAGCCGGUGAUGACGAGGGUGAUUUGGUAUCUCAGAGCAGGGAGGGGGUUGGCAGCCGUAUGGAUAUAAAUGCAGCCGCAACUAACAGAAAAGACCUCAGAUUUCAGCAGAACCUCCUGCGAGCUGGACAGACUAUACUGACGGAAAAAAUAUCUUAUCUGAGAAACAUUUUUCUUUUCUAUUUUUAAGCUCAUUGUCAGUGUUUUAAACAAUUCUAAUACUUGUAAUUACACAUUUUUGGUCCUUAUGGAGAUCUGGAAACUCUCAGCUUUAAUGCUCACCAUACUUGCUCUUGCCUACAGUGUUCAAGGAUUGUCUUUCACCCUAAACAGAGACCACUGGAUUUCAGAUAACUGGGAGGAUGAACCAGUGGACGAGACACUAGCCAGUCAAGUGGCCAGUCUACUUAAGAGAUCAAAAUCUCAUCAGUUCUAUGGGCUAAUGGGAAAACGCUCCGGAGUCCUCCAGCCUGUGAAAAUGGAACGAAGAAGGCAUAAGGGGGACAUGUUUGUGGGACUCAUGGGCAAGAGAUCUUUAGGAGGUGCUGUCACAAGAACAAUCCCAGAAACCAGUACAGCAAUGGACAAAUCUGCAGAUGUGAACAAACAAACAGCAGAUCUUCAAGAGGAAUGGGACAGACUGCAGUACUACUGAUGACAUUUUCCAAUGCUGUAUUACAGACUUCACUAGCCUCGAUGUAUCAGAAUACAAUUAUUUCACUCUUCACUGGAACCAACAUUAUACCUAAGGAG